Messenger RNA from Staurois parvus, 729 nucleotides. The record is from the annotation of a GenBank genome assembly. Lineage: Eukaryota; Metazoa; Chordata; Amphibia; Anura; Ranidae.
AUGCCGCGUAGUCCCACUUCCAGUGAAGAUGAGAUGGCGCAGAGCUUUUCAGAUUAUUCAAUGGAGUCCGAAUCUGACAGCUCAAAGGAGGAGACUAUCUAUGACACCAUCAGGGCAACGGCCGAACGUCCAACCAGCAGGCUGGAGGAUAUUCAGACAAACACCAUGGUCAUCAGGAUUGUAAUCCCAGACCUGCAGCAAACAAAAUGCAUCAGGUUUAACCCCAAUGCCACCGUAUGGGUAGCAAAACAGAGGAUCUUAUGCACCCUUAACCAGAGUUUGAAGGAUGUCCUCAAUUAUGGCCCUUUACCAACCCUACAGUAACGGAAGAGAAGGAAAAAGUUCCUCGAUGAAGAACGACUGCUGCGGGAAUAUCCUCAGCCUAUGAGCAGAGGUGUGCCUUCCUUGGAGUUUCGAUAUAAAAAGAGGCUGUACAAACAAUCCAGUAUUGAUGAGAAACAGAUUGCCAAACUUCAUACAAAAGCUAAUUUGAGAAAAUUGAUGGACUACAUUCAGCACUGUUCUGUGGAGAAAAUCUGCAAAAUGUUAGAUCGGGGGCUGGACCCAAAUUACCACGACCCAGAAAGUGGCGAAACUCCACUCACUUUGGCGGCACAGAUGGACAACUCUAUAGAAGUUAUCAAAGCUCUUCGGAAUGGCGGUGCCCACCUGGACUUUAGGAGCAAGGAUGGAAUGACGGCUCUGCACAAAGCAGCUCGAACAAAAUCG